This is a messenger RNA of Arabidopsis lyrata subsp. lyrata, 1001 nucleotides long. RefSeq names its product ras-related protein RABA2d. The record is from RefSeq and is a predicted model, not a curated record. Gene Ontology annotation, cellular component: endosome. NCBI's taxonomy places the organism in Eukaryota, Viridiplantae, Streptophyta, Magnoliopsida, Brassicales, Brassicaceae. The coding region runs from base 168 to 821 and encodes 217 amino acids. The transcript is spliced from 3 exons. Gene Ontology annotation, molecular function: GTPase activity; GTP binding.
AAUUAACAGUUCCUCAAUUGCUGAAAAAUUUUCAUAAUCAAAAGAGUGUUUCUUCAAGAGAAAAAAGUUUCAUUCUUUCAACAGAUCUGAAGAGGGUAAACUAAAAUUCGAUUUCAUCCGCCAUUUUUUCAGGGGAAAUAAACAAAAGGUGAGAUCAAAGAGGAAAAAUGGCGCAUAGGGUUGAACAGGAUUAUGAUUAUUUGUUUAAGAUCGUGUUGAUUGGUGAUUCUGGUGUUGGGAAAUCAAACAUCUUGUCUAGAUUCACAAGGAAUGAGUUUUGUUUGGAAUCUAAGUCCACUAUUGGUGUUGAAUUCGCCACCAGAACUCUUCAGGUUGAAGGAAAGACUGUUAAAGCCCAGAUCUGGGACACUGCAGGGCAAGAGCGGUACAGAGCUAUCACAAGCGCUUACUACAGAGGCGCGGUAGGUGCGCUUCUUGUCUAUGACAUUACCAAAAGACAAACCUUUGACAAUGUCUUAAGGUGGCUACGUGAACUAAGAGACCAUGCAGAUUCCAACAUAGUGAUCAUGAUGGCUGGGAACAAAGCUGAUCUAAACCACUUGAGAUCAGUUGCUGAGGAAGAUGGACAGACUCUAGCUGAGACAGAAGGUCUCUCUUUCUUGGAGACAUCUGCUCUUGAAGCCACCAAUGUUGAAAAAGCAUUUCAAACUGUGUUAGCAGAGAUUUACCACAUCAUCAGCAAAAAAGCUUUGGCUGCUCAAGAAGCAGCGGCUGCUAAUUCCGCGAUUCCGGGGCAAGGAACAACGAUUAACGUUGGUGACACAUCUGGAGCUGGCAAAAGAGGUUGCUGCUCUACUUAAUUGACAGUUUAAACUUUCAUUUUCUAUUGCUUAUUCUCUGUCUUUUUUCUCUUCAAGUUUUGGCUGAUGAAAUGUAAUAACGAUGCAAGACCAUGUAGAAUAUAUUUCUUCAUUUACUCGUCUUACCAUCUUCGAUGGGUUUGUGUUAAGUAAAAAAAGAAGAUAAAAGCUUGUUCUCUC